AUGUACAGAGGACGGUUUAACGGAAAAGCCGCGUCUGGGACGACGGCUGCAGGACAUGCAGAGGAUUCUCAACCUAACGAAAGUAUCAACAAGCGGAAGCAGGUAGCGCCUCCAAGGAUUGCGACGGUGGCGCCACCUCGCAAGAGUAACGUUGGGUGGAGGGGCAGUUAUCGGGGGAGGGGUGGAUGGCCUCAGACAGCGAUCAGGGGCGACAAGGGAUGGCGGGGAGGCCGAGGGAGUUCAAGCGUACGUGGAGGGCAAAGGUCGUCUGGAAUUUACACAUCGGACAGUGGGCAGGGUGGAAGCGGACGAACAAACUUCAGGACUUAUACAACGGCGGCAAGCACGCCGCCAACGACGGUACUCAAGUGCCCAGAGUACCUCAAGGGCAAGGGGAAAUUGGACGACCACAUUUUACGACCUUCACAACGACGGCUAGCCCGCCACCCGAGAUAUCACCCACCACUGCCGCGGAAAACAGCGUCAUCUACCCAAAACCUGACGCAACCAUACAAACCCCAAUUUGCGAGGCAUUCGUCUCCACCGCCGUUGAACGAGAUUUCGUUCAAUCGCGAACUACAGCAGUCAUUAUCGCCACGUCUAAUAACUCCCGAUCUUCCGCCGCUUAAAAGGCGGAAGUUGGAUACCGAGCACGAAAUUCUUGUCAAGGAGGGAGCAGAGGAGGUACCGCCUCCAAAACCGAAACCCCCACUCCCCAAACGUUCAACGAGAUCAGGCUCUGCCGCGUUCUCAUCAUCACCCGCUUUCUCUACGCAACCUCCUCCAAAAUCACGUCCCUUCGAAAAGGAAUUAUCACCGCAAGUAAAGGCUGAGCCCAGUUCGCUCUCGCUCUCACCCCCACCUCCACCGCCAUCUCGCCGCCUCAUAACCGAAUCAUGCACCCUCUUCCCUAUUCCCGACAAUUGCCGUAAAUCCUAUCCGACUUAUUACCAGAAUCGCAAGAACUUGUUCCGCGAGAAGGUCAGUUGGCUCGCUGGAUUCGGGUUGAAAAAGACGAGGGUGUUUUUCAGGGACGAUGGGAUGGUUGUGGAGUGGACGAGUUCCACCCCUGUGUGGUCUGACACACUUAUGCCUGAAGCACCCAGCUUGGCGAUGGUGAUACGAAGCGUGCAUGAAGCGAACUCGCUUAGCCCCGAAAGGCUUUUGCAAGGGAAACAUGCGUCAGAGGCGGAGGCUGCGCGUGCUUCUCAGGAAUCACGCAAGCCUGCCUCGUCAAAGGAUCAUCCCAAACCUAAACCAUCUCAGCGCAAAUUUAACCCUGUUCCUAUUCCUCGGCGUAAGCCAGCCACGAAGGGUUCUCAAGUCGUUGAGCAGGGCGUUGGUGUUACACCGGAGAGGAAGAACAUAGACCUUGCUUCUGAUGACUAUUCAAGGAGAGUGCGCAAGGAGGAGGAUCAUGCGACUGAGGUCGUAGAAGGCUUGAUUCCAUUCCGCAGCAUGAGUCUCGAGGAGAUACGUGGCCAUCCUGUGGUCAAAAAGGAAGAGAGCCCUGGUUUCGUACCUGGUUCUGAUGUACCUCGUUUCGCCAGCGAAGACCUCGUCACUCAGACCCUGUUGCAUCCGGAGAAACACACUUCGCACCAACCGACUCCAAUCCCCGACAAAGACCUCGGAUGGAAGGAAGUUUCGACGGUCUGGGCAGAGCUAGACACCGUCGCUCUAGCAUUCAUCGAUCGGUACAUCCGGACAUUCGACUCUGAUCGAUCAAAGCUAGAAAAGGCGUACACCAAAAACGCCAUUUUCUCCGCACGCAUCCAUACCCCUUCACCUCCAAAGACAUACACCCCCUUUUUCUCAGACUCGCGUUUACUCGCUUCCAUAACCACGCGUAAGCAGAUCGGGCGGGCGCAGAUUAUCGAGUACCUAAACGCAUUGGGACCGCACCAGUUUUGCCCGCAUGGGACGAUGCGGAACGUUGCAUAUACGCUGAUGCUGCAUGAGGGGCUCGUGUUGAUGACUGUCCAUGGGGAGGUGGUGAAUCCUGGUGGUGGUGGUUCUGACUCUGAGGGGGGUGCGGAGUUGGAUCAUGUUGUGUCUCUUGACCAGAGUUUCGUGCUUAGGAGGCCCGAGUCGGAUGGGAAAGAGGAAGAGGGGGAUGGGGACAGUGGGGAAGCGGCGUGGCCUCUUGAGGCGCUUUCGCAUCAGAUGACUGUGCGGGAGGAGCCGUUGUUGUGUUUGGAGGGGGUUGAGGAGGCGUUGCCGUGGGUUGCGGGCAUCGUUGGAGGUGGAGGUGAUGGGGUUGUUGUUGAUGAUGAGCAUGAGGAUCUGUAA
Molecule: messenger RNA, 2292 nt
Organism: Laccaria bicolor S238N-H82
Lineage: Eukaryota; Fungi; Basidiomycota; Agaricomycetes; Agaricales; Hydnangiaceae
Exons: 5
Coding region: 1-2292 (763 amino acids)
Source: RefSeq, a predicted model, not a curated record